UGAACCUGCUCCAAACAACAACAGCGUCUCUCGCUCGCGGCUGGAUUUAGCGCGGACUAGGGUCGUUCUGGAUCCGUAUUGACUCCUGGUGGGGUGAAUCAGAGGCUGUGGUCUGCGCCUGUAGCGGUGUAUCGUGUCUCUGUGGAUGUUUACGGCACAGACGCGGUGAGAUGAGGUGAGAGGCUGCGCCGUGCAGUAAUUUAUCGCGGUGAUGAUGGAGCCAUAACGCGGCUGAUGCGAGAGGCGGAGGGUGGGGCCACGGAGGGAGCAGACUGUCUCUGACCGCGCUGCCGCCAGUCACCGGGCCCUGCCCGCCCUGGAGAAAAGGCUGCUGCUGCUGCUGAACGUGCGGAGGAUGAGCGGUCCGCGGUAGCGCGGUGCAGUCGUCAUCCUCCGCUCCAACAGGACUCAUUAUGAACGACACACAGGAAAUGUCUCCGGACUUCGUGCUGAUGCGGCUGGUGUCCGCGGCCGAGGAGCGGCUGGACGCGGAGAAUGGGAACGUCUCUGCGGUAAACGGAGUGGCGUUGGGCCACAGUGGAGGCAAAGCGGCUCUGGAGCUCAGCAGAGAGCAGGGCCUUGACAACAAAGCAGAGUCAGAGCCGCAGAGGCACGAGGGCCCGGGCUUUGAGUUCAGCACGAGCCCCGGAUUGAGGCCGCAGCUGCUCGUGUUCCCGGAGCUGGACCUGGACCGCGGUCCCGCUGUAAACAACAACAACGGCCUGAGCGCGCAAGACGCGCAGCAUCCUCCAGACGAGCCCUCAGGCGCGGACAGAGCCACUCGGGGGGCAGUUUUUGAGCUCGCGCGGAGGUUUGGAGAGCUGCCGCGGUGCUCGUGUCAGGCCCCUCACGCACCAGGGGCCACGGGGCCCGAGGUAGACGACCCCACGGAGACUAGCGAUGCCCUCCUCGUGCUGGAGGGCCUCGGAGGCGCACUGGACGAACCGCAAAGCGACGCGGAAGAUGCAGCGCGGCAGGACUUUUUGCUGCACCGAAAACGCGACAUUGUGCAGAAAAUGUCAGUGUCCAUCAGCAGCCUUCAGGCGGAGCUCACGCGCCAGGUGCAAGCUCACGUGCAAGGUGCAGAUGGAGGUGUGCCCUCUGACGUCACACAGGUAACUGCAAAGACUCCAGUUUCACCUGGGUUGCACUUGGCCCGUAGUCCCAGCCCAGGACUCACGUGCAUGCCCAGUCUCACGUGCACGCCCAGGAGAAGACCUGAGCGCUGUUCGAGCGCACCUCGGACUCCGUGCACGAGCCGCGCUGCAGCAGCAUCAGGAGAGAAGACUCUGAAGGGAAAGUCCAAAAAAGGUCUGAAGGUUCGUCUGAGUAAACUGUUCAGAACUAAGAGCUGCAGUGGCUCCUCACAUCUCCUGGACAAACGACCCUCCAUGACGUCAGUGUCAUCGUCCAACAGCCUCCUGGACGUGGGCGCGGAGCAGGACACAGCACACAGCCAGCCCAGACUGACCCGGGCCCACAGUGCCUUCUCUCCUGCUGCCCUCUCGGCUUCACUUGCUGCUUUUGCUGGUGAAACGGUCUCGUUGGUGGAUGUGGACAUUUCUCGUAGAGGGACAAACACUCCUCAUCCCCCCACACCUCCUCCUCCUCCACGCCGCUCCCUCAGUCUUUUAGAUGAUUUUGCGGGUGCUGUCCCGGUACAGCGGGGGCCCUUCGUGCUCAGUGUGAUGGGGGCAUCUCUUCAGUCUCUCCCCCUGCCUCCCCCUCCUCCCCCCUCCCUCUCCAUCCACCACAGCCUCAGCCUCAAUGACGCGUUUCUCCGAGCCCUCCCUCUCUCCACCCCCUCUGCGGCUGAAGCUCCGCCUCCUCGACAGGCCCCACCCUCAGUGCUCUGCGCCCUGAGACGGUCUGAGGCCAGCAACUUUGCAGCCAGUUUACGGGAGCUCGAGAAGUGUGGCUGGUACUGGGGUCCUAUGAACUGGGGCGAUGCAGAGAUGAAGCUUAAAGGGAAACCGGACGGGUCUUUUCUGGUGCGGGACAGUUCUGAUCCACGUUACAUCCUCAGCCUGAGCUUCAGGUCUCAGGGGGUCACCCACCACACGCGUAUGGAGCACUACAGAGGUACGUUUAGUCUAUGGUGUCAUCCGAAGUUCGAGGACCGCUGUCACUCUGUGGUGGAGUUCAUUGAGAGGGCCAUCAUGCACUCCAAAAAUGGAAAAUUCCUCUACUUCCUGCGAUCUCGGGUCCCAGGUCUUCCUCCGACUCCGGUGCAGCUGCUGUAUCCAGUGUCUCGCUUCAGUAAUGUCAAGUCUCUGCAGCAUCUGUGUCGCUUCUGCAUCAGACAGAUCGUCCGGAUCGACCACAUCCAGGAACUUCCACUGCCCAGACCGCUGAUCUCAUACCUGAGUAAGUUUUAUUACUACGAUCCGGAGGAGGAGAUGUACAUGUCAGUGAAGAAGAGUGUCCGAUCUAGUGAGGAGGCAGAGGCCGAGCCAGAGCCACAAACGUAGCACCAAACACCAAC
Molecule: messenger RNA, 2485 nt
Organism: Periophthalmus magnuspinnatus
Lineage: Eukaryota; Metazoa; Chordata; Actinopteri; Gobiiformes; Gobiidae
Gene: socs7
Product: suppressor of cytokine signaling 7
Exons: 9
Coding region: 414-2471 (685 amino acids)
Biological process (GO): phosphatidylinositol phosphate biosynthetic process; intracellular signal transduction
Cellular component (GO): phosphatidylinositol 3-kinase complex
Molecular function (GO): 1-phosphatidylinositol-3-kinase regulator activity
Source: RefSeq, a predicted model, not a curated record